UUCAGCUCUAGGGACCCACAAACAAACACGCACAUACACUGCAACUACGAUCAGACACACACACACUAACAAACAAACACACACACACGCACAGAACAGAACAAACAGCAGGGUCCACCCUGACAGAGGUGACUAUCAGAGGAGACCCUCACUGGGAUUUGACGCCCAAGUCAUGAAGCUCCAGGGGGUACAGAUCCAGGGGACUAUCCUGAGGAAGACUACCCAGAGGAGGGCCCCCAUUCCUGGACUUACCCUGCGCUGGGCUCCCCUGUGGACUGGCCUCCUGGUUGUGUGUCUCAGUAUGGCCCCUGCCUGCAGCCAGUUAACGCAGGAGGACGAGGGGAGACUGCUGAAGCUCCACAACCACCACAGAGGCGAGGUGGAGCCCAGCGCAGCCAACAUGCUGGCCCUGCGAUGGGAUGAGAAGCUGCGAAUUCUUGCGGAGAGCUAUGCAGUCAAAUGUAUCUGGAACCACAACCCGGACCUGCAGGAGAUGAACACUGGGGAGAACCUGUACGUCACUGAAAGCUCACUGGACCUAGAACAGGCGCUGAAUGACUGGUUCCUGGAGCACCAAAGCUAUGAUUUCGCAACUACAGACUGUGAGGAGGGAAAGAUGUGUGGGCACUACACUCAGAUGGUGUGGGCGCAGUCGUCUGCAGUGGGCUGUGCCACCCAUCUCUGUGACACGAUGGAGGGGCUGGAAUUUAAGAAAUCCACCUUCUUGGUGUGCAAUUACUUCCCAGCGGGCAACUAUCCAGAAGUCCAACCCUAUGAGGAGGGAUCGCCAUGCUCCAAUUGUUCAAGCAAUGUCCCUGUCUGUCAGGACAGCCUGUGUGUACCUGAUCCUGAGCCCACAGACGGCCCCAUCCCUUCGGAUGAGACGACGUCAGACGGCCCUUACUCCGACGUCGAUGAAUCUUCCGACCCUCCACACGAGCCAGGCCUGGAGCCUACCUCCGGCCCUGGGACUACCCCUGGCCCUGGGACUACCUCCGGCCCUGGGACUACCUCCGGCCCUGGGACUACGUCCGACCCACAGCCCACCCAAGAGGACAGGGAGCCAACCGUGAAGGAACAGGCUCAGGACAGGGAAGAUCAGGAGAUGAAUAUUUCAUCUGCAGGAAUGUCUACUAAACCUGCCUUUGUCAUGAUUGGAAUAGUUGUCCUUCUCUCACUGGGGCUGUGAGGACUGUAUGUGUGUGGUGUAUAUGACUUGAUGUAAAUUUACCCGACAACACGCACUAUAUAAGUUCAUUCAUAAAACUGGAGUUGACCUGGACAUAAUGUUACAUCAGGGAUUUAUACUUAAUUAACCACAGCAUACCUUCUUAGCGAAAGCCAUAUGCACGGCACAGCAUCUUAAUAAUGCAUUACCAAUUCAUACUGUAUAAACCAAAUGUAGCUAUCCGCAACUAGUUUUGACAGCAAUACACAUACUUUACGAAUAUGAUUGGGAUUCCCUUUUCAAUACGGAAUGAUUCUGUACAUGUCUGUAUAUAAUAUGAAUAAACUAGGUGUUGGUUACUCGAUUGUCUAAUA
Hypomesus transpacificus is the source of this 1542-nucleotide messenger RNA. Its product is annotated as peptidase inhibitor 16-like. The transcript is spliced from 5 exons. Bases 173 to 1189 code for a protein of 338 amino acids. Gene Ontology annotation, cellular component: extracellular region. NCBI's taxonomy places the organism in Eukaryota, Metazoa, Chordata, Actinopteri, Osmeriformes, Osmeridae. The record is from RefSeq and is a predicted model, not a curated record.